Messenger RNA from Polypterus senegalus (gray bichir), 1981 nucleotides. RefSeq names its product protein tyrosine phosphatase 4A2b (gene ptp4a2b). The coding region runs from base 733 to 1239 and encodes 168 amino acids. The transcript is spliced from 6 exons. Gene Ontology annotation, cellular component: nucleus. Gene Ontology annotation, molecular function: protein tyrosine phosphatase activity. The record is from RefSeq and is a predicted model, not a curated record. Gene Ontology annotation, biological process: protein dephosphorylation. Lineage: Eukaryota; Metazoa; Chordata; Cladistia; Polypteriformes; Polypteridae.
CGGUUUGAAGUGGAUUGCACUGGCAGAGUAAAACGACGCCCCUGAUCCUUGAAAUGCCUGACCUGAAGAAGUUGUAGGAGUCGAAGAAAGUACAGAAAGGGCUUGUAGGAAAGAGGCAGCCAUUUGUAUAACCAGAACCGCGUGCCUCCUACUGUGAAAAGUGAAGUAUUUCUGUGCCGAGUUGGGCUGCACAUUUAUGGCGUUUGUGAAUGUCAGCAGAGAUUUCUGCCGGGCUCAGCACCUUGCCUUUGCAGACAAGUGAAUUGUUUGCUCUUCGUGGCAAGACAGCAGCAGAACAGACCUGUAGACAGAAGCCUGUUGGAGUGGUGUCCUUUGGUCUAAAUCAAUUCUUUUUACAAGCCUCUGGCAAAGUAGUGACAUCUGCCCUAUAACUUCACUUUCUCUGUAAUGACCAGAUUAUUGUACAUGUCCUGAAUGGGGUAAACAUAUGCAACUUGUUUUGAUGUUCAAAGGAUAUUUUUUCCUUAUCUUCCCAACUUUUUUUUUUCUUCUUUUUGACAAGGCAGGCAGGUUUUUAAAGUCUGCUAACUUUUUAAGCCAUUUUUACUUUUGAACUACAGACUUUAAAUUAAGCUAUAAAGCUAUACUUUGAGCCAAAGUGAGAACUAUCCCAUCUGUCCUGUCUUCAAAAUAAAUUUAAAAAAAAAAUCAACUUUAUUUUUGUUGAGAUAUAUAUUUUUUUUUUUUUUUUUGUGUGUUUUAUUUGCCAACAUGAGCCGUCCAGCACCUGUGGAAAUUGUAUUUGAAACAAUGAGAUUUUUAAUCACUCACAAUCCAACAAAUUCUACUCUCAACAAAUUUACUGAGGAACUAAAGAAAUAUGGAGUGACAACAUUGGUCCGUGUUUGUGAAGCUACCUAUGACAAAGCGCCAGUUGAGAAUGAAGGAAUUCAGGUCUUGGACUGGCCUUUUGAUGACGGAGCACCUCCUCCAAAUCAAAUAGUGGAUGACUGGUUAAAUCUUUUGAAAGGGAAAUUCAGAGAGGAGCCUGGCUGCUGUAUUGCUGUGCAUUGCGUUGCUGGACUGGGCCGUGCUCCUGUUUUGGUGGCCCUUGCAUUAAUUGAGUGUGGAAUGAAGUAUGAGGAUGCAGUGCAAUUUAUACGACAAAAAAGACGUGGCGCCUUCAACUCCAAACAGUUGCUUUACCUCGAAAAGUACAGACCCAAGAUGCGACUGCGUGUCAAGGAUCCUAUUGGACCUCUCUGCUGCAUUCAAUGAGAUGAAAGUAGUAUUUAAGAUGGAAAUUGUUGGGCAGCAAUAAGGAAUCCUGGGAACAAAUUUUGUCCUUAAUUGUAAUUUAAGUAUGGUUUCAACAAUAAGGCAGAAUUGAGCGAAAAUGAAAUGACAAAAGCGCACUAAGUUUAUCAAAUGCUAGUGCAUAUUUUCCAAAUGAAAGUUUGAAAAUGCAAAGGAUUAUGAAAUUGUCUUUUGUGUUCUAGUCAGAUUCUGUUUUCUGAAGGUUAUUAGCCCAUUCUUGAAACAGACACGAGUAAUUGCACAAUAUAUGGUAUGUAAAAGAUUUUCAUACAAUAAAAGCUGAUCCUUGUUUUAAAAGCUGAAUUAACAGAUAAUUAAAGAUAUAUAGCUUUAUUGAUUGGUUCAAUUAUGUUCAAUUAGUUUAUAAUAAUUAAACUUAAAUUAUUCCCCUAGUGCUGUAUUAGUACAGCUACUCUGAAAGUUGCCCAUUUUAACUGGAUUGAGCCGCUUUUUUGGUAUCAGCUGUGAAAACUUUUUUUUUUUUACCUGAUAGAUGUUUAGGUCACAGUAUUUUUUUGGUCCCAUUUUAUGGUUUCUAAAAAAAAAUUGAAGUCAGAAAUUGUAUUUUUUUUUAUGUAAAUAUCCAUAUGUUAAAAGGAAAUAUGCAAACCCUACACUUAUAUUUUUUGCAUACCAGUGUUUGCAAAAUAACACAUUUAUUUAUAAAUUGUUAAAAAAAAAUAAAACCCAGCUUUUUAUUACA